GUCAGUUGUAUCUGGUGGUGACUCGUGUUGGUUACAGGCACAGUUUUUCCUCUAAAACACUCCACAAUGGCUUUUCAGUGUCAACGGGACUGCUAUAUGAAAGAGUUUGUUACCUCUGUAGUGUCCUGCAGCCCAGCUGAAUUAAAGCACGAAGUCAAUGGAAAGAAAGAAACUCUUAAGGGGUUCAAUGUCAAGCUCCAAGACACCAUCUUGUUUCCCGAGGGAGGUGGACAACCAGACGACCACGGGCUGAUCGGAGAUGUCCCAGUUUUGAGGGUGACAAGGCAGGGACCAGAAGCAGUACACUUUGUGAGUUCACCUCUGGAGGUGGGUCAGGAGGUGCAGGUGAAGGUGGACUGGGAGAGGAGGUUUGAUCACAUGCAGCAACACUCAGGUCAACAUUUGAUCACAGCACUGGCAGAUACAAUGUUUGGAUACAAAACCACAUCUUGGGACCUGGGGCGUCAGAGAAGCACCAUUGAGCUGGACACUCCCUGUGUGAAGCCUGCUCAGCUCCAGGCCCUGGAGGAAGCCAUUAAUGAGAGGAUCAGAGCUCAUGUUCCUGUCACUGUUCAGCUUCUCUCUAUAGAUGACCCUGCAGUGGAAAAGGUGAGGAGUCGAGGGCUGCCAGAGGACCAUGCAGGGCCGAUUCGGAUCAUUGAUAUCGAGGGCGUCGAUGCCAACAUGUGCUGUGGGACCCAUGUGUCUAACCUCAGUCACUUACAGGUAAUAAAGCUUCUGGGAACUGAGAAAGGAAAGAAAAACAAAACCAACCUGAUCUUCCUGGCAGGAAACAGGGUACUGAAGUACGCAGAGAAAAGCUACAGCACAGAGCGCUCACUGGUGUCUCUUCUGAAAACGGGCCCUGAUGAGCAUGUUGAGGCAGUUGACAAGCUGCAGAAGUCUGUUAAACUUCUACAGAAAACUAACCUGAGCCUGCUACGAGACAUGGCUGUCCUCAUCGCGCAGAACUUUAAGAACAAUCCCCAGAGAGGCAACUUCUUCAGCUUGCACAAAAAAGAGGGUGACAACGAGUUCAUGAAUAUCAUUGCCAAUGAAAUAAACACAGAGGAAACUUUGGUUUUCCUCACUGUUGGAGAAGAAAAGGGACCUGGUUUGUUUCUACUGGCUGGACCCAGUGGACCAGUGACUGAGACGGGACCACAGGUGUUAGAGAUGCUCCAAGGGAAGGGGGCAGGGAAGAACGGACGUUUCCAAGGCAAAGCCAACAGCCUGGCUCGGAGAGGAGAGGUGGAGGCGUUCCUGCAGCGGCACUGCAAACAUCACACCUCAGAAGAAUAAACUCAGCAAUAGCUCAAUACAAAUAUUUUAUAUUUGCUAAAGGAAACGAUGCGUUUAGAAACCAAUGAGGAGUUCAGGUCUUAAAUAUCCAUAUUUUGUGGUAAACACUAAAGGACAUGUAAGAAAUAAAUUGUUCAUAUGAACAUGUAUAUAAAAUGGACUUCGGUACAUGUGCUGUACAUAUCUGAAUGUUAAAUGUCAUGUACUGUUUUUAUUAAUUGAAAACAUCCACUGUUAAACCUUUUUUUUCUGUGAUCAUAGUUUCAUUCAUUUUUUUCCCGUUUUUUUAUUUUACACGUAGGAACUAUAUUACUGUAAGUGCCUGGCUCAAGGGCACAACAACCUGCCAUUUAGACACACAAUGAAAAAUUCUUAAUAAAAAUCACCCUCUCAGAGUC
Molecule: messenger RNA, 1700 nt
Organism: Seriola dumerili (greater amberjack)
Lineage: Eukaryota; Metazoa; Chordata; Actinopteri; Carangiformes; Carangidae
Gene: aarsd1
Product: alanyl-tRNA synthetase domain containing 1
Exons: 12
Coding region: 67-1302 (411 amino acids)
Biological process (GO): regulation of translational fidelity; tRNA aminoacylation
Molecular function (GO): aminoacyl-tRNA ligase activity; ATP binding; Ser-tRNA(Ala) deacylase activity
Source: RefSeq, a predicted model, not a curated record